Molecule: messenger RNA, 3996 nt
Organism: Cyprinodon tularosa
Lineage: Eukaryota; Metazoa; Chordata; Actinopteri; Cyprinodontiformes; Cyprinodontidae
Gene: dcdc2b
Product: doublecortin domain containing 2B
Exons: 13
Coding region: 1384-2523 (379 amino acids)
Biological process (GO): intracellular signal transduction
Cellular component (GO): microtubule organizing center; microtubule
Source: RefSeq, a predicted model, not a curated record
UUUUCCAAUGUUUCUAAAACUCCUUCAACACAGCAAUAUAGAAAUAUUUGCUUUAAAAACAAAAUACAUAAAAAAUCCAAAAUGUCAGUCAGUGAGAAAUACUAAGGAGCUCUGCCUUUAAAUUUCAAGUUGCUGUGAAAUACUCUGAGUCAUCAUUGGCUCUUAGACAACAUCUGAUUUUUUUCUUGAUUAAUUGAUUAUUAGUCAACUAAUUUAACAAUCAAAUCUAAUUGUUACUUGAGUAACAGUACUAAGACGGUUAACCAUGCCAUGUGCUGGAAGAAUGACCUACGGUAGUAGUUUAUAAAGUAUAAACAUUUGUCUAAACAUGAAAUACACACAAUUUUAAAAAUGAAAGUGAUUAUUUUUAUAAUAUAUUUAACAUAUGACAUGUAUAGGGGUGUAGAUUUUUUAAUUUUUGCCAUUUGCAAUUUAUUUAAGAUGAGUUUUUCUAUAAUCCAAAUGUUUAUUUAGAAAUAUCAUUCCAAAUAUCUUUUUAUUAAUCAAAAUGUCACUGUAAAAGACCAUAUAAACGUCAUUAUUCAUAUUAUUAUUAAAGUUUUUUUUAUUUCCCUGUGACUAAUAAGUAAACAGGCAUCUGCCAAUCAAAAUAAAUCAGAAAAAUAAAUUCCUAACAGGGUUUUAAUGGUCUUUGGCUUUGAUGACACACCUCUUGUACUUUAAUAUUUUUAAUUAAUGGGAUAAUCUCUUAUUUGCUUCACUUACUUUAGCCCCAGAUGUGAUAAGAUCAGCCAUUUUCUUCUUACAGUACCGCUGGUAUCAGUGGUUGUCAUGUAUAAUGCUAAUGAUAAAAUGCUAACUGUUCACUCUCCUAUAAUUUAAUAAAGUACCUUAGCCGCAUUAGCUACAGGUGGAUAAUGCCAUAGCCAUGCAGACUAAACCAGUUCCUACAGAGUUUUUUUUAAACAAGAAAAAGUUCAAAUUUUAUUAUUUGUCUGUAGAUUUUAUAAUUGCAAUAUUUAAUAUAAAAGAAAGAGUCGGUCUUUUAAUCUGUAUGAAUGCAUGAAGAAACUCUUUUUUUAAAAACUCCCGGUCUCUGCCUAUUAGUGUUUUACAAAAACCAUAUUACAUUCAGGAAUAAAUAUGACUUUCAUUUAGAUUUUCAGUCAGAAUCUUUGGGUUUUUGAAAGUUUUGCAUGCCAGUGUUGUGGUUACCUUGGAGCAAAGCAAUAAGCAUGUGUGUGUGUAUGUAUGUGUGUGUGUGUCACACAAAAUUUCCACACAAUCCCAUCAGGGCCAUGUGCAUGUCCUGACAGGCCUGAAAUUCACAGCUUGAUUCAGACUGGAUGUAGAUUAAUACAGAAAGCUCUCCCUCACGGAGGAUGAAACCAUAAUGGUGGCUUUGUUCCGAUUCCCCCAGCUAUGGCCAGACACAUUUGGUUUUCAUUGCAUUUAUGUAAAGCAUCUCGGUAUAGAGCUUUGAGAGGAUACCUCAAAUCAGACACGGCGAAAGUCAUCCAGAGGCCAAACGUUUCAGCCAAAUGGAGGAAGUUUAUUCCUGUUCCCUGCAUUAUACAUGUGUUCCGUAAUGGAGAUCUUCUGUGCCCACCUUUCCGGUUCAUCAUUCCCCGGAGCAUGCAGCAGGACUUGGAUCAGAUCCUGAGUCUGGUUACAGAGAAGGUCAGCUUACGGACUGGAGCUGUGCGCAGACUGUGCUCACUAGAGGGGGCUUCCAUCUCCUCAGCUGAGGAGCUGCAGACAGGCCGCUGCUAUGUUGCUGUGGGAACUGAAAGGUUCAAGAAACUUCCAUAUGUGGAGCUGCUGGUUUCCAAAACUAAACAAAGAAAUUAUCCUGAAAAGAGGAGACUGCUGAGGAGAACUGAGAACAGGAAAGCAGGAAGUGGGCCUGAGGACCGCCACAGUGACUCCGCCCUACUUAACUCCCCAGAGUCAGAUGGUCGGAGGGUGAAGUCGACCGGAGAUGAAGCUUUAGCUCCUCAGUCUUCGCAGCAGCUGAGCAGGAGAAAAGGAGCAGAUGAAGCUUCUGCAUUCUUCGCCAGACCCGUCAAAGUUCGCAAGAACAGAAAUCAAACCCGACCACCGCGCACCAAUGGAUCUGUUAAGCCAGGUGUGUUUGAAGGAGAAGAAAGGACAAACAGGGAGGAGGUCCGGGAUGCAGAGGAAGUGCAGGAGGAUGAGAAUACGGCGACAGAGCUUCCUGUUGAUCAGAGAGUUGCAGAAAUAGUUGAAGAUGAAGACUUAAAGACCUCAGAGGACCCUGUGCACAGCAUUCAGCAGAGACGUGCAGGAAAGAGUGAACAGCAUAACAGCAGCAACCAUCAACAGGAACCCAGUGGAAAGCAGGUAGAGCAUGUGAAAGCAUGUGAACAGGAAGAGGAGUCAGCAGCUCAGACUCUGGAGGCUGAGCUGAAGCCUGUGUCUUCAAAGUCAAGUUCAUCAUCAUCAUCAUCUCACUCAGAGGGAAAGGUCAAGGAAGAGCAGAAGAGCCUGCAGGAUGCAUCACCAGCUCGAUCCGGACAGAACCGGCAGGUCACAGUAUGACGCGUCACCGAAGAUCUCUUCCACAGUCCAGCUAGAUGGUUGGAAGUUUAUCUUUUUAUCCAUAGGACAGAUAUGUCAAAAAUAAACCAACAAAUCAUUCCCCAGAUUUAAAAAAUAAACUAUUUCUAAAAGGGAUGUUUAUUUUAACAUUUUAUUUACGCUUAUUUCAUCCUGUUUAACAGGAUUAAAUGCUGACAUUAUGUACAUGUAAAUAUAAGAAACUUUUAACCCUGUGUAGCUUAUUUUAAAGAAAAUACCCCAUAAAAAGCUGAUAUGAAAAUAGUUUUAUCCAGUGAUGUCUAAAUUAUGAUCCUAUACCUUUGAUAAGUAUUUUUUUAGCUGAUUUAAGUUUUACCCAACAAAAGGCUUCCUUUUUUUUUUAUUAGUUUUAGCUAGCUUCAAUUUAAGUGAAAUUUUGUUACACCAAGGCGUGACAUAAAUGAUCCUUUUCAUCAACCGUUCUCUAAUAGCUUAUUGUGUCGACAACAUCUUUGGAAAUUCCUCUCCCACGGAAGUAAAAACCAACCAGUAAAAACUAACAGCAACCAUUUUCUACGUGAGCGCCAUAAAUCUAGAGUGAACCCUACUUCAACCCUCUAUGUCUUCAGCAUCUUCUUCCUCUGGCAGGUCUUUUGAAGUCCAACAUGAGUAAAUCUAGGAGCGAUUCUCCCUGCAGGACAGUUUUCUGUAAACAGCUUCUGCCUAAAUCUUCACCCUCCUCCAGUCCAGCUGAAGAUGCAGCGUUGGUCCUCUUUUCUUUCCCGCUAAGUGAUCCCCUGGCAGCGCAGGUGAAUUUGCUUUAAUCUUGAUCUCCAUCAGAGCUGAUGCUGGCCCUGGUUCUGUCCGUCAGUAUCUUUGCUUUCAACGGAGCUUAUAACACACAGAGUGAUCCCAGCCAUAGUGAGGAGCAGCCCCAAAACAGCCCCUGCACAAUGAGAAGCAGGAGAAACAUUUUUAAUAAAAAACAGAAGAUGGAAAGUGAUAGAUGCUGCAUGUCGAUGAUGAAGGAUCCAGCAGAGAUCAUGACUCACGUUUGCCUCCUAUUUCUUCACCCAGCAACUUGCCAGUCAGCAGAGUGCAAAGGAAGGUGAGAGAGUUCGCCACAGGAACAGCAAAAGACAAAUCUGUGUCGGAAAAGAAACAUAGUGAAAUAUACAGAUUCUAGUUUGAUGAGAGAACCGGUGAUGGACGCCCUCCACAUGUCAGGUCUUUGUUAAAAGGAACUGGUUCAACAGAAACAAACAGCCACAUCUGAAUGAAUUAGAAUAUCAUCACGAUAGGAUUUUGUUAUUUCCCCUCCUCAGGAGGUUAUUUUUAUCUUUGAUGAUACGGAUGAUCCUAGCUAAUGAAAAAUGUAUUUAAAUCUCAGCCUCUUGGAAAAUGUGAAUCAGAUUAAAUAAAAAUCAUUGUUAAUAAAAUGAAAAUAUGUAGCUACUGAGCAGAAUGUCCAUGUAAUCCACUGUUUCUAUGUUU